UUCGGAUCCUAAAAAAUGGAAAACUUUGGUGCCAAAAAUAGGCAAAAUCAAAAUACCCAAAACCCACCAAUGAAAUCUGACAAAUGUUUGUUGUCAACACAAAUUUUGUUGAGAAUUUUGGCAAUUGCAUUCACAUUGGCAGCCACUUCGAUGAUUCUCACAAGCAAACAGGCGGUUACUGUAUUUGGCAUUGAAAUGGAUGCACGCUAUAGUUAUUCUUCAGCUUUCAAGUUCUUUGCUAUUGCAAAUAUGAUUGGAUGUGCCUUCUCUGUUUUGUCCUUGAUUUUGGCCUCUGUUCUUGGCCAUAAAACUCCUGACCCAAAGAACUAUUUUUACAUGUUCAUUCAUGAUUUGAUUACGAUGGCAUUGCUACUGGCUGGAUGUGCAGCAGCAACAGCAGUUGGAUAUGUGGGAAAAUAUGGAGAGAGUCAUUCAGGAUGGAUGCCAAUUUGUGAUCAUGUUGACAAAUUUUGUCGCAAAGUUUCACAUAGUAUCAUGCUUUCUUAUGUUGCAAUGAUACUCUACCUUUGCCUCACUAUAAUAUCUGCAAAUCAAUCCAGAAAAAUCAUAGUUUAACAAGUAGAAACAAAAAACAAUGAUCA
Messenger RNA from Solanum tuberosum (potato), 602 nucleotides. RefSeq names its product CASP-like protein 1F1. The transcript has 3 exons. Lineage: Eukaryota; Viridiplantae; Streptophyta; Magnoliopsida; Solanales; Solanaceae. Bases 16 to 576 code for a protein of 186 amino acids. The record is from RefSeq and is a predicted model, not a curated record.